ACACUUGUUGUAUAAAAUACAGAGAAAGAGAGACAGGUGUUAGGGCAAAAGUUGGGAGAAGUGGUGGUGGGUCUUGUUUCUGACAAAUAGUCCCCAUUUCCCGCCUUUGCUCUUGUUUGAAUAUCUCUCCUCCUUCAUCUUCUUCCACUAAUAAUAAGUCGUAGUAAGAGAGAGAGAGAGAGAGAGAAAGUUAAAUAUUCAUCAGAGAUAAGAAAGAGAGAGAGAGUGUGUGUGUUUUGUGUGUUGUGUGAGUGGAUGUGAUUUUGUUUUUGUUUGUGUGUUGGAAAAUGGAUACGCCUCAGAAGAGUAUCGCCCAGAUCGGAACUCCAAUUUCCAAAUCCAGAUUUGAGGAUUCACCAGUGUUCAACUACAUUAACAGUUUGUCUCCAAUAAGACCAGUCAAAUCCAUUCAAAACCCUCACCAGUUUAGCUCUUUGAAUUUCACUUCCCCUCCUCCUGUUUUCACCUCACCACACCUUACUUCUUCUCACAAAGAGUCCAGGUUCUUCAAGACUCACAACUCUUCUUCUUCUCACCCUACCAAUCCCGUUGAAUUCCGAGAAGACGAGUCUGCUUCUAAUGAAUCAGUGUCAGCAGAAGAUACAAAAGAUGUCAACGUUGAUGAUGCUUCCAAGCCAGAGGAAGCUUCAGUUGAAAUGGUGCUGCCACAAACGAAUCCUAGUAGUCCAGUUGCUUCUAUGAUCAAAUACUUGUAUUGAUACAUGAGAUGAAUGAUUUACAGAGUAUAUAUAGUCUAGACACUAGGGUUUCACUUAUAGAUAAUUACAAGUUGGUCCUUCAUAUAUACACUUCCUUAUACACCC
Messenger RNA from Camelina sativa (false flax), 824 nucleotides. NCBI's taxonomy places the organism in Eukaryota, Viridiplantae, Streptophyta, Magnoliopsida, Brassicales, Brassicaceae. The record is from RefSeq and is a predicted model, not a curated record.